Bactrocera oleae (olive fruit fly) is the source of this 3688-nucleotide messenger RNA. Lineage: Eukaryota; Metazoa; Arthropoda; Insecta; Diptera; Tephritidae. The record is from RefSeq and is a predicted model, not a curated record.
CGGUCGCUGCGAAAUGCAAAUACUACAAUCACCAACGAGUGUUGAUUUUUCUGCUUCGCUGUUGAGUUGUUGAGAGUGCAAACGCUCGUGCGAAUGAAUGAAUAUACGGUUGAAGACCGUCAGUUAGCCAGCUAGCCAGACAGUGAAGUAGCGCCGAGCCAGGCACCAAGUCACUACAAUCAGUUGCUUUUCGUAUCUAUAACGAGUUGGUGGUUCACACUUAACGUGGUCGCGGACGAUUUCACAUAAAAAAUUUGUGUAUUGUAAUUUAUUGUGUAUAUUUGUUGUGAUUCUAAUUGGAUGUGCCCGCGCGUGUGUGUGUAUGUGUGAGGCACUUAGCACAUUAGAAUACAAAUUAAAUAAAUACGAAAACGAGCAAAAAUAAAACAAUUCGUAAUUAAAAAAAAAGUUUAUUAAUUUGGUUUGGGCGAAGUGCGAUUGAAAAGUGCGAAGUAGCAACUGCGAGCGCUAAAACGAAAAACACACACUGUGCCACUUAAAACCUGCUAAAUAAAAUUUAUUUUAUUGCUUUUGGAAAAAUCAAUAAUAACAAGAUACAACCAAUUAAAUCAAUUCUACCAAUUCAAUACAAGCUGUGUGCAGUCGACAGAGGAAGCAACAAAAAAAAAAAUUGUAAAAAAGGCAAAACAAAUAAAACAUCAAAAAAUUUUAAAUAAAAAAAAGUUCCAUAAAAAACUAAAAUAAAAAAAAUAAAAUUACAGAUAAGAACAACUGUAAAUGGCCUAACAGCUUACAGCUGCUGUAUUCAAGAUUUAUUUAUCGUAAUUACCCAACAUACGAGAAGAGAGUCAUCAGAAACCACUCUCAACAAUGCGCUGACGCGCUCUUCCGCCAAAUACCUAAAAGUUCUCAUGGGUUUUCCAACAAACAAAUUCGCUACAUUAUGUUUAAGUAUUGAUAAUAUUUUGAAAACUCAUUGAACAAAGUACAUUGUGACGUUAAUGAAAUAAGAAAAUAUACAGAAUGAAGUAAUAAAUGUGAUUUUAAGCAAUAAACGAUGUGGCCGCUGGUGAAACGCCGAAAAGUGGGCUAAGGCAAUAAACAAAUCGGCUGUGUUUAUAUAUUUACAUAGUUAUGUGCGUGCUAAUUUUUCACUUCGCCACUACGUUAUUGGAAACUUACAUAGUUCGAGUACACUUGCAACACUCGAUGACGAAAGGUGGGUCGAAGACGUCGGUCCCAGCACUCAAGCAGAAAACGUUCGGAACGCCAGCGACAAGCGCGACGUGUCUGCUUAAAUAUCAAAAGUGAUUUCAAAUAUCAAAUGUGCAAAAGAAAAGUAGCAACGUGCGAGAGCAGAGCGAAGCGUCUGGUAGCGUAGCAAAAAUAACCAAAAGAAAAUUAUAAGAAAAAUUGCCCAAAAAUUGAAAAAAAAGUGUUUCAAAAGUGAACGUGCGUGCACAUAACAUAUAACAUACAUACCAACACACCCAUAUACAUACAUAUAAUCGCUUCGUGUAAAUAGGAGCUUCGUGACGCUCCACCCAAACUAAGCAAUCAUAGCAACUCAACUGAAAAUGUGUUCCAAGGAGUUGCUGCUCUUAGCAUGCCUCUUCCUGCUCGGCGGUCUGCGUUUGACCUCGACAACGACAACCACCACUUUUGUGGCAGCCAUGUCUAUUGCCAAUCAGGAUCUCGAUCGUUAUUUUCGCACGGCGAACGCCACGCAAAUGCUCGCCAAUGAAGAGCGUAUUAUCAUAGAUGUCUAUAAUUAUGCCUAUUUGAAUUUCACCUACUUGAAUGAGUUUGGUGAAAUACGUAAAUUGGUGUAUAGUGAGGAGAAGGCACGUUACGGUGAGGGUAAAGUGGAUAGUAGAGAGGGUAAACUCAUACACGUAAGCACGAUUGGUAAUAUAACGGACGAUACAGCUUGCACGUCCAAAAUCGCGGGCACUAAUGGUGAGAGUUUACCAUCCAAGGGUUGGAUUGCGCUGGUGAAGCGCGGCUUUUGCACAUUCGAGGAAAAGGUGAAACAUGUUUACGAUCGUGGUGCGAUCGGUGUGAUCAUCUACAAUGAUAAAUCAGUCAAUAAUCUGGAGAAAAUGCAGAUUAGAGAUCAACUUCGCGAUAUAACAGCUGUGAUAACUUAUCUUGAAAUUGGUUUGGAAAUAGCGCGAAUCGUUGAUAAAGAAUUGCAAAUGGAUGCCGCCAUCUUAAAGGGCCGAUCCGGUAGCCGACCAUUAAAUACGCUAAACAAAACAUCUGUGCUGUUCGUGUCCGUUUCCUUCAUCGUGCUAAUGGUGAUAUCGCUGGUGUGGUUGCUGUUCUACUACAUACAACGCUUUAGAUAUCUGCAGACUAAGGAUCAGCAAUCGCGCCAACUGUGUUCGGUGACCAAGAAGGCCAUCAUGAAAAUACCCACAAAGACGGGCAAGAGCAGCGAUGACAAGGAUAUGGACAGCGAUUGUUGCGCCAUCUGCAUUGAGGCCUACAAACCAUCCGACUGCAUACGCGUAUUACCCUGCAAGCAUGAAUUUCACAAGAACUGUAUCGAUCCAUGGCUAAUUGAGCACCGCACCUGUCCCAUGUGCAAGCUGGACGUGCUGAAAUUCUACGGUUUUGUGUUUCUUGGCAGCGAGGAAAGCAUUCUGGAGUAUGAACCCGAUCGCCCACCGGCGGCUGCCACAAAUGCUGUAGGUGCUUCAGCAGUUAACGGAAAUCCCAGCGCUACAGUGCCAGCCGGCGCACAACGCAACGGGACGCUCGAUGAACUGAUGCGCAGCCGUGAUUUUGUCAUUGACUUUCCGCGCAUUUUCGUACUUGAAGCUGGCGCUGUCACCGGCACACACGAGUCCUUAUUUCCCACACGUUUGCCGGAGCGUUCACAGUCUUCGCUGUCGCUGGCGAAUGCAAAGGAUUGGAUGUCCGCAAUGACUAACAAACUGGACGAACAGCAUGGGCUGCGACGCUUGCGUCGCGGUGUGACGCGCGACGGCAUGAAUGAGAAUCUUUUGACGGUAUGCGCGGAGGCGGUUAAGAAGCGUCGUUCACGCUCCGCCGAUGGCCGUUACUCGAGCAGCUUUUAUGCGCGUCAGCAAGCCAUGCAAUUGCAGAGCGAACUAGAAUGCGGUUAUGGUGACGGCGAGGAAGCAGCAGUGUGCGGUAGGCCAGAUGCAGUUGCUAAGUUGCACCCAAAUGCUACGAUUGUGGACCUAACCGAUGCUGUGUAUGCGCAAUCGCGCCAGCGCCAACAGCAAGUGGACAAUUUUGCGCUGCCACACGCUGAGCAGGAGUAUGUCACGUCAAAUGCGCGUCGCCGUUCGUUAAGACGCAGCAGCGAAACGGCCAUACAGUUGCAUGAGCUGCCAUAUCGUUCUCUGGUGACUAGCCAUGCUGGCAGUCCAGCGCGUAGUCGUGAGUCGACGCCGCCACUUGAUGUGUCUAUUACGAUUCAAGUGAACGGCGAAGGUAUCGAUGUGGAGUAGAAACGAAAAGACUGUAACUAGCGAGGUGGCUAAGAAAAUUUCUUAACAAUACUUUUAAUUUUGCUUAAACGCGUAUUUGCAUUACUUCAGAGCGCUCACGAUUAUCUAACCUUUAACUCAUACACACUGCUUACACUUAAAAAAAAAAUUAAGUAAAAAGUAACUAAAUGGUGAAUUGAUUGUCAAGAAAUGAGGUAAUGGAACUGUUAUUUUAAAAUAAAGAAUGUAAAUUGACGAAGAAA